AUGGUGCGGAUUUCAAAGCCCAAGACGUUUCAGGCCUACCUGGAUGAUUGUCACCGGAGGUAUAGCUGUGCCCACUGCCGCGCUCACCUGGCCAACCACGACGACCUCAUCUCCAAGUCCUUCCAGGGCAGUCAGGGGCGCGCCUACCUCUUCAACUCUGUGGUGAACGUGGGCUGCGGGCCAGCCGAGGAGCGGGUGCUGCUGACAGGCCUCCAUGCUGUCGCUGAUAUCCAUUGUGAAAACUGCAAGACCACUUUGGGCUGGAAAUAUGAACAGGCCUUCGAGAGCAGCCAGAAGUACAAAGAGGGGAAGUACAUCAUUGAACUCAACCACAUGAUCAAAGACAACGGCUGGGACUGA
This is a messenger RNA of Rangifer tarandus platyrhynchus (Svalbard reindeer), 360 nucleotides long. The record is from the annotation of a GenBank genome assembly. Lineage: Eukaryota; Metazoa; Chordata; Mammalia; Artiodactyla; Cervidae.